UAAAUAUAUAUAUUUAAAACCAAAUAAAAAAACCUCAGCGAAUAGACCGAUUCUUAGACAUGUUGAUAGAGCCGACUUUGAACCGUGACCUUGGCUCGCUUACUGUUGCAAAUUCUGGCCACUCGGCCGCGCACUGGAAAAUGGAGCCCCAUCCCCAACGAAUGACAUCGCUGGCCCCGCAUGCCUCCAGUGUAGCGGCAGCAGCAGCAGCAGCGGCAGCAGCGGCGGCAGCAGCGCAAGCAGCAGCGACGACAACCAACACGUCGCCUCCAUCUGUGCAAAUACCGCCGGGCUUUGGCGCUGCUGGGGGCACAGUCGGCAGCAGCGGCAGUGGCGGUCCAACGGGUAGCACGCUCAAUACAUUGAUGUCGCAACACCGCCUCCUGGAGUUCUCCCGCUUUGGUGGCCUGCGUGGCUAUGACAUUGCCCAGCAUAUGCUGACGCAGCAGGGCGCAGUGUCCAAGCUGUUGGGCUCCCUGCGACCACCGGGCCUAAUUGGUGGCUCAAAGCCAAAGGUAGCCACGCCAACGGUUGUGUCCAAAAUCGAGCAAUACAAGCGCGAGAACCCCACCAUCUUUGCCUGGGAGAUACGCGAGCGACUCAUCUCCGAAGGUGUCUGCACAAAUGCCACCGCGCCGUCGGUGAGCAGCAUCAAUCGCAUCCUGCGCAACCGCGCCGCCGAGCGUGUGGCCACCGAGUUUGCGCGCACCGCAGCCUAUGGGCUGUAUCCGCCGCAUCCGCAUCCGUACGGCAGCUUCACCUGGCAUCCGGCCGGCAAUGUUGGAGGUGGACAAUCGGUGCCUGGUCCACCGCCGCCUUCGGCCUUGUGGUCUGUGGCGGCUCCCACGUUGGCCAAUCUGCCGCCCAGUGCUGGCAGCUCCGUGUCUGCCGGCAACUGUGGAUCCCUGAGCUCGGCUCAUCUCAUGGCCAGUGCACCGCCUCCGAAUAGAGCCAUUUCCCCGGGCUCUGGCAGCCACGAUACGCUGGAGUCUGCGGACGAGAAUCGCCACAUCGACUCGGACUACUUGGAUGACGACGAUGAGCCCAAGUUCCGACGCAAUCGCACAACCUUCAGCCCGGAGCAGCUGGAGGAGCUGGAAAAGGAGUUCGACAAGAGCCACUACCCAUGCGUGAGCACCCGCGAGAGGCUGUCCAGUCGCACGAGUCUGAGCGAGGCGCGAGUUCAGGUUUGGUUCUCGAACCGCCGUGCCAAGUGGCGUCGCCAUCAGCGCAUGAAUCUGCUCAAGCGGCAGCGUUCCAGUCCCGCGAAUCCGCUGCACUCGCAGCAAUCAAACGAUGCGCCCGCCAGCUCUCCCACGCCCAGUAAUCACAGCAGCGCCUCUGCCUCGGCAGCUUCUGUGGGCGGAGUAGCCGCUGCGCCGCCACAGCAGUCGCUGUCCAUCUGCUCGGAGCACUCGCCGCAGGCACCGCCCCCAUCCGUGAUACUGCACCCGUUGCAUGGGCCGCCGGGCGGACAUCAUCAUCAUCAUCCACUGCACCUCCCCACGCAUCCUGCGGCGCUGCAGCUGCUCAGCCACUACCAUCAGCAGCAGCAACAGCAGCACCAGCAGCAGCUUUCACCCACGGGAGUUGGAGCCUGUGGAUCGGCCGCCAGUCACCUGUCGAUGGGUGGAGAGCGCAGCGCAUUCCGGAGUCUGGUGAGCUCUCCAUCGGCGGCAGCCUUUCUGGGUCUGGCACGGCAGUACGCGGUGGCAGCUUCACUGACGGUGGCCGAAGAGCAGCGCUCGCGGAUGCACUAUUCCUCCUCCGCGGGUAUGGGCUCCGGUCCGGAGAGCGGUGGCCCUGGCUGUGGCAGUGGGUGUGGCACUGGCGGCUCAACCAUGACCGUGGACAACUCAUCGUCGGAUUCGGAUGAAGAGAUCAACGUGCACGACGAUUCCGAUGCUGAAAUCGAAUCGCCGGCGGCAAAGGUGGCCCGCCUGUCAUCCUCCGAUGGCUCGGCGACGCUGCAGUUCCUAAAGCAUGACCGUUAGUGGGAGAGAGAGAAUCUCCCGUGAUCCGACAGCGGCGGCGGCAGAGUCGUCUAAUUGAAAACCUGAGUUGUGUGCGCGUUUGUGAUUGACAGCGCAACGUAGGCAACUACGUGGACUGGUGGAACGAUGGAAUGGGACGGCGCGCAGCUCGCAGGCGGAUCCGUGCGUGUCGCGGAUGGGAAACAUGAGACGCGAGACGAGAAACGAGAAACGAGAAACAAAUCGAAAAAAACCAAAGUUAAAAUGCUGCUCACCUACUUGCAGCGGCAGCAACAAUAGUAGGCGGCAUUUGUGUGUGGACACGCUUUAGAUUAACUGAAAAUUGUAACUAAUACUUACUGCUACGAGUAUGUGCACGCUUGUCCCAUUUAAUGCACAUUUCCAUCUGCAUAAUAGUUAGGUACGAUUGCGAAUGCGAAUGCGAAUGCGAAUGCCUUCGAGUACAUACUCGUACGUAGUAUGUGUGUAACUAUAAUUAUUAUGAAUACGAGUACGAGUUAUAUUAUUAUUCAACGCCGGCCGCUGGCUGCCGACUUACCUCAUCACCAUUUAAGGCUAUAGAGUAUGCAAUAUCUACCAUAAUACACAUGUAACCUUAAGCUGUAACUCUAACUAUAACUUAGUCCUAAUUUAGGCUCUAAACUCCAACUCCAAACAAUACAAUGACCGCCCCAACACACGGAGCACACCAUUUAUGGAGAGUACGACUAGGUUUUGCGUUUGAACUGAUAUCUGUAUUGUAUGUAAUGUUAAGUGUGGCUAGAGAAAUGGCCUUUCGUUCAUGUUAUGACAAAAAUUGUCUAUCC
This is a messenger RNA of Drosophila guanche, 2800 nucleotides long. Its product is annotated as paired box protein Pax-6. The transcript is spliced from 6 exons. NCBI's taxonomy places the organism in Eukaryota, Metazoa, Arthropoda, Insecta, Diptera, Drosophilidae. The coding region runs from base 60 to 1994 and encodes 644 amino acids. Gene Ontology annotation, molecular function: DNA-binding transcription factor activity, RNA polymerase II-specific; RNA polymerase II cis-regulatory region sequence-specific DNA binding. The record is from RefSeq and is a predicted model, not a curated record. Gene Ontology annotation, biological process: anatomical structure development; regulation of transcription by RNA polymerase II.